Vespa mandarinia (Asian giant hornet) is the source of this 772-nucleotide messenger RNA. Its product is annotated as ATP synthase subunit C lysine N-methyltransferase. Gene Ontology annotation, biological process: positive regulation of proton-transporting ATP synthase activity, rotational mechanism; regulation of mitochondrial ATP synthesis coupled proton transport; peptidyl-lysine trimethylation. Gene Ontology annotation, molecular function: protein-lysine N-methyltransferase activity. The record is from RefSeq and is a predicted model, not a curated record. NCBI's taxonomy places the organism in Eukaryota, Metazoa, Arthropoda, Insecta, Hymenoptera, Vespidae. Gene Ontology annotation, cellular component: mitochondrion.
UAAAACGAGGAACAUACAAGUAGCAUGCUUUGUUAUAAACAUAACCUUUAUACUAUAAUCAUAGAAUAAUAAGUAAUGUUGUUCAUUGACAUAAGAUGAUAAUUAAUAUAUUUUAAUUAAUUAUUAUAUAUGUAUAUAUUAUAUAUAAUUUCAUAUAAAAUGGAGUACUUCAACGAAACAUCAAAUAAUAUGGAUAAUAAACCAAGGUUAACAAAACUUGGAAUUAGUCUUAUAGCAGUAACAGGAGGAUUGGCAACAGCUAUUAGCAUAGUAUGCAUACCUUUUGUGAGUCCAGCAUUUCGCAAGAUCUGUUUACCUUAUGUACCAGCCACGAAUCAACAAGUACAGAACGUUUUACAAGCUCUAAAAGGACGUUCAGGUUCAUUGAUUGAUCUUGGGAGUGGAGAUGGACGUAUUGUUUUAGCAGCAGCAAAAGCUGGUUUUAAGUCAUAUGGUAUAGAAUUAAAUCCAUGGCUUGUAUGGUAUUCUAGACUAACAGCUUUUACAAAUGGUCUGUCAUCUCAGACUCGAUUCUUUAGAAGAAAUUUAUGGAAGUGUAAUUUACAAAAUUAUAAUAAUGUGAUUUUAUUUGGGGUUGAACAAAUGAUGGAAGAUAUUGAACAAAAAUUUAAUACAGAAUUACAAAAAGAUUCUGUAAUAAUAGUCUGUAGAUUUCCUCUUCCUAAUACAAAUCCAAUUGCAACCAUUGGCGAAGGUGUUGAUACUGUGUGGUUAUACAAAAGAUAAAAAUGCAAACUUCAGAAUAAAAUAG